Molecule: messenger RNA, 1841 nt
Organism: Fragaria vesca subsp. vesca
Lineage: Eukaryota; Viridiplantae; Streptophyta; Magnoliopsida; Rosales; Rosaceae
Product: LEC14B homolog
Exons: 10
Coding region: 226-1650 (474 amino acids)
Biological process (GO): proteasome-mediated ubiquitin-dependent protein catabolic process
Cellular component (GO): Cul4-RING E3 ubiquitin ligase complex
Molecular function (GO): protein binding
Source: RefSeq, a predicted model, not a curated record
AAACACGUAUGUAGUUUUUAGCUCCAUUCCUUUUAAACACCGAUUCAUGAGUUCAUGACUCUCUUCUUCUAUGACUCCAAUUCAUACAUAAACCUCGUACCUCCCAACUUCCACGGCUCAAGGUUCGAUACGCAGAGUCAAGUCAGCAUAGUCAGAAUUGUACACUUAGUUUCAGUGAUAUGAAGGUGAAUUGAGUAGUGGGUAUUGGUUAAAAUUUGAGAAGAAAUGAGUUACAGAAGGAGGUUUGGGAAAGAUAAUAGUGCCUGUGAUAGUGGAAAUGAUGUUGAAGGUUCUGCUUCAGGUGAAGAAGCCAACGAAGCAUCAAAGAGUCUUGAUCAUGAAGUGGCUCACCUCACAAAGCUUAAAUCAAGACCCCAUCAGCAUUUGAGGGGGGUUUUGCCCGGAAAGUUGAGGUUGCCGGUAUCAACACUGAAAAUGUUGAUGGGCCGUGAGAGUAAUUAUUCGGGACGAGGGAGGUUUUCAUCAGCGGAUGCUUGUCAUGUUUUAAGUCGGUAUCUGCCCGUUAAUGGUCCCUGGGGGGUGGACCAGUCAAAUAGCCCUGCAUAUGUUUCUCAGUUUUCGAACAAUGGCUUGUUUUUUGUUGCUGGGUUUCAGGGAGGCCAUAUUAGAAUAUAUGAUGUUGAAAAGGGAUGGACAAUUCAGAAGGACAUUCGAACCAAAAGCUUGAGAUGGACAAUUACUGAUACAUCUCUAUCACCAGAUCAACGAAAUCUUGCAUAUGCUAGCAUGUCACCUAUUGUCCAUAUUGUCAAUGCUGGAUCUUCUACGACAGAGUCAGUUGCAAACAUUACGGAAGUACAUGAAGGUCUCGAUUUUUCUGUUGAUUAUGAUGAUGAAGAAUUUGGAAUAUUCUCUGUUAAAUUUUCAACUGAUGGAAGAGAGCUUGUGGCUGGAAGUAGUGAUGCUUCAAUACAUGUUUAUGAUCUCCAAGCAAACAAAGUUAGCCUCAACAUACCAGCACACACGUCAGAUGUAAACACAGUAUGCUUUGCAGAUGAGACUGGCCAUCUUAUAUUUUCCGGCAGUGAUGAUAACCUCUGUAAGGUGUGGGAUAGACGCUGCUUUGUCACGAAAGGGCAAGCAGCCGGGGUUCUGAUGGGACAUCAGGAAGGCAUAACGUUUAUUGAUAGUCGGGGAGAUGGGCGUUACUUAAUAUCAAAUGGGAAGGAUCAGACUACCAAACUUUGGGAUAUACGGAAGAUGUCCUCUAGAAAUUUGUAUCCAAGGAUUACAGAUCAUGACUGGGAUUACAGAUGGAUGGAGUACCCAGGUCAUUUAAGAACUUCUAAACAUCCCUUUGAUCAGUCCUUGGCUACAUUUAGAGACCAUUCAGUCCUGCGCACUUUAAUUCGCUGCUACUUUUCUCCAGCAUAUAGCACUGGACAAAAGUACAUUUACACUGGAUCUAGUGAUCAUGCAGUCUAUAUUUAUGAUCUGGUGACUGGUGCUCAAGUUGCAAAACUCGUCCAUCAUGAUGAACCGGUAAGAGAUUGUAGUUGGCAUCCUACUUAUCCCAUGCUGGUCAGUUCAUCCUGGGAUGGAAGUAUCGCGAGAUGGGAGUUUCCUGGAGAUGAUCAAGUUCCUACAGUGGUAAAGCCAAGAGUAAGGCGGAGGAGGGCUUUCUAUUGAGGAUGGCUCGUUCCUUUGCACAUACUAGAUGUUCUUGGUACUUGAUUUGAUAAGUGCUUCUGAAAGUUGUAAGAUUAUGCUCCAUAGUUUUUAAAAGGUGCAGUCAGUACAGAGAAAUUAUACGUCGUUUCUUCACAGCUGUGUAAUGGCUGUACAAAUAUACGUAUGCUCAAAAUCCAUAUGUUGUAUGA